AAGCAUUCUUAGCAUUCCUCGUUCCUUCUCAUUUGCUCUGCCCUUUUGUCUGUUUGUCACUCUUCCUGAAAGCCCUUGUCUCUGUCUUUCUCACUUCUCUACCACCGGUAAUGGAAGCCAAGCUAUUAGAAACUGCUAAACCAGGCACUCCAGCCCACAUUAUCUUUAAAUCUUCAAGACCCACUUUGCAUUUCGCCUCCCAGACCCCCCUUGAAUUUCUCCGAUCACAUUCUGGUGGGAAUGGGCUUCGCCCUCUUCAAGUUUCUUCUUCUUCUUCUUCUUCCUCCUCGCCCGUCAGAUGUGCAAGGAAGAAGAGGGUGGAUGAGAGUGAAACCUUAACUCUAGAUUGUAUAAGACACUAUUUAAUUCGACAAGAGGAUAGUAUAAUAUUUAGCCUUUUGGAGAGGGCUCAGUAUUGUUAUAAUGCAGACACAUAUGACCAUGAUGCAUUCUCCAUGGACGGCUCCUGUGGUUCUUUGGUUGAAUUCAUGGUCAGAGAAACUGAAAAGCUCCAUGCUCAGGUGGAUAGAUAUAAGAGCCCGGAUGAACAUCCUUUCUUCCCAGGGGAUUUACCUGAGCCGAUGCUUCCACCUUUGCAGUACCCACAGGUUCUGCAUCCCUGUGCUGAUUCAAUCAAUAUAAACAAUAUAGUGUGGAAUAUGUAUUUUAGAGAUCUUCUUCCCCGAUUGGUCAAAACCGGAGAUGAUGGUAACUGUGGAUCAGCUGCUGUUUGUGACGCACUUUGUCUACAGGCACUCUCCAAGAGAAUCCACUAUGGUAAAUUUGUUGCAGAGGCAAAAUUUCUAUCGUCCCCUGUUGCAUAUGAAGCUGCCAUUAGGGUACAAGACAGGGCUCGACUCAUGGAAUUGCUGACAUUUGAAACAGUGGAAGCUGCUGUCAAGAAGAGAGUGGAGACGAAGUCAAAAAUAUUCGGGCAAGAUGUAAAAUCAAGCCAAGAGGAAGAUGAGGGCGAUCCUGUAUACAAAAUCAAGCCAAGUUUAGUUGCCAAUCUGUUUGGGGAUUGGAUCAUGCCUCUAACAAAGCAAGUUCAGGUUGAAUACUUGUUGCGAAGAUUGGAUUAAACAAAAGAACAAGAUGGUGCUUGUUAUUUCUUCACAGCUCUGAGCCUCCGAGAUUCACUUGUCUGCAUUUCUGAAACCAUUUCCUAAAUGUAAAACUCAUUCAAAAAAUGUAUUGUUUUGCCCAGAUUAAUGUCCGGGCAUAUUAGCAUUUUUA
Messenger RNA from Corylus avellana, 1236 nucleotides. RefSeq names its product chorismate mutase 3 (gene CM3). Gene Ontology annotation, cellular component: cytoplasm. NCBI's taxonomy places the organism in Eukaryota, Viridiplantae, Streptophyta, Magnoliopsida, Fagales, Betulaceae. The record is from RefSeq and is a predicted model, not a curated record. Gene Ontology annotation, molecular function: chorismate mutase activity. Gene Ontology annotation, biological process: chorismate metabolic process; aromatic amino acid biosynthetic process.